Apis cerana (Asiatic honeybee) is the source of this 6612-nucleotide messenger RNA. RefSeq lists its product as uncharacterized. The record is from RefSeq and is a predicted model, not a curated record. NCBI's taxonomy places the organism in Eukaryota, Metazoa, Arthropoda, Insecta, Hymenoptera, Apidae.
UUUGUACGAUCUUUAGAGCUUCCUCGAACGCCACAGUCUUAGUUGUCUGUUAAUUAUUGAAUUAAUAAAAUAAUCUGAUGAAAAAAAAAAAAGGAACGAAAACAAGACACGCGAGACUUAUCUUCUUUCUUUCUCUGGUGAAGCGUGGAAUGCGAGCAUCCUCGGGCGCGCGCGAAAAACGGUCACGCAAAGUGAGAGUAGCCCACGAUGACGUUUCUUCUUCUACCUACGCUUGUGCUGUGCUUGUGUUCGAUGUACGGAGGAACGAGGUUUCGAAGAAAGUUUCAGUUGCCGUGGAACUGUGACACGAUCAUCCGCGAAGCGAAACACCGGUAUAUUUUACCGACAAAGCAGUUUGCCGCUUCGAAAGAAAAUUACAAUUUACGUUAUUUAUUCUCCAUUUAUUCUUUUUUUUUUAAUCCACGUUUAUUUAAUAAUCGCGAGAAUUAAAAUUAAACUCGAGAUGUAGGAGUAGAUUAUUUUGAAAAAGAGAUUUUUCCAAAUAGAAUAAAAAAGUUGAAAACAAGAAUUUUGAAAGAUGAAAGGUGACGAGCUCACGUUCGGAUCUAUUUUUAUACUCCUUCUUCUUUGUUCUGGAAUCGUUGGUGAGGAUCGUCGAAGGAUUCGUCGGGAAACGGACGGAUCCGUUUACUGCGACUUCGACGAAACGCGAAACAAUCAUACGGCGUCGGAUUUGUUGCAGUGUAUCGAUGAAUUGGCGGUCGAUCUCGUCGUCGACCGAGAAAGCGCGAGUGCGACGAAUGGAAAUGGUCAACGGAAUGGAUCCACGGGCAGACGAAUCUCUUUCAUCGACGUUUUCUCGAAUAUUUUCAAUAUGCCUGCUACGUCGCAUCAGAGUGGCUCUCUUCCGGCUCACUCGACUUCCGGCUAUCAGCAAUCGAAUUAUCCGAGCGGAACGACCGCUCUUUCCGCGGGAUUUCAACUGAAUUUCCUCGCUGAAGCUCUGUCCACGAUAUCCCGCCACGACGAUUACAAGUGCGUGGCCAGGAUACUGUGCGAGAUGGCGAGUGGAAAACUUCCUGGACGAUCGUUAGGCAAACGGGGAUCCGGCUUCCUCGAGUUCCUCGGCCGAACCGUCUUCACCGAUUGGUUAGCGAAAAUCGACGUCGGUGGUUCGUCUCCAUUGUUGAACUUUGGAACAGCCAUGAUCCUUGGAUACAGCAAUCGAGGAAGUUCUGAACCGUGCUAUCAAGCGUUCCCAAAGUGCCCGAGGGAUAUGAACGGGUUGGUUCAUUACUUGAAUAAUUACAAUGGAGGAUUCUUCAGGCUUUUCAAUAGGAUUCGAGGUGGAAAAUAUAGGGAGUCGAAUGAAAUCGUUGGCCAGAGAGUCGAGGAUUAUUCGAAGAUCGACGUGAAGGGGAGAAUAGUAGGAGGAAACUCGAGGAAGUACAUUCCCAUUCAAAGUGCGGAACCGCCAGAAAUCCGGAAUACGGUUCAGUUUCCAGCUAUGAGUUACCAAGAAUACUUGAAAAAGAAGGGAAUUCCGGGCUACGAUGAUAUGAGUAGCGAAGUGAUAUUUCCGAACGAAAGAGAUCUAUCGAACGUGGAGCCGUCGAACAGCGUGGAAAACGACGGGACGAAAUCUGAAUUGAACAUUUGGAAAGAUAAGAUCGCAUUCUUUCCCGAGGGAAAUCGCGACAGAGGAUUAUCCCGGUUCCGAUUCCCCUCCGAUUUUCCACUCGCAUCGUCGUAACUCCGCUUAUUAAGCAUUCAAACCAUUCAAGCCCGGCUAAUAAAUACCUCGUUAAACGUAAUUCGAAUAAAAUAUUAUCUUCGUGAAAAUUCGAAACGCCGAGAUAUUAAAACCCUUGGACCGUUCCUUAAACGAUAAUUGUCAAACGAUCCAACGUCGAAUUUCAAUUUGCCAGCGGACGAAGAAGGAACGUAUCCAACGCAUAUACGUCGCGCGAAUUCAUUGUAGGAUUAUCUUCGCAUCCGAGGAAUCUCUCUCUCUCUCCUUCUCUCUCUCUCUUCUGUACGCGAAGACACGGAUGGUACAGGUUUCCGACCAACGUCGUUUAUUUCGUCACCGAAUGCCCCCAUCGGUAUAUUUUCUAUCCACCUGUACGGGAGUUGCUCAUAACAGGAAGUCGUGAGUCGACGGUGAACGCCGAUGUUUACUGGCGCAGACCGCCAUUUGUGGAAACAGCAUGGGGCGCCGUUAGGCCAACUUGUCCAAUGAAUCUGCGCACCGCUUGUACGAGCCGCUUUAUGUCUCAGUUACGCGCCUCGAUAAAUUGUAUUUUAUCUCGUUUCGAUUUCCUGCUUCCCGCCACUCCAAUGUACUCGCGUAUUAUACAGCCGUGAGACUCUUUUUCACGCGGAAUGGAAGAUUGGAUGGUGUCAAGUGUACGAAGUAUGUACAUAAACGUAACAGCAACGUGGACACGAAGCUUUUUAUAAUACGAAAUGAAUCGAAUAUUAAUCGAAUUGUUCCGCGAUAUUGGAAAAUUUAUUAUUACAAUUGAUUACGGAAAAAAUAAAUGCAUUUCUUUGAAAAGAGAAAAGAGAUAAAUUAUUUCUAGGGGAUCUUUAUCCCUUAGAAAGAAAUAUCGAGUUUUUAUAAAUAAGUAGGGGCUAUUACGCCACGACGCUUACGUAAAUAUUUCGGUAGCAAUAAAGAGGGGUGGAGAUGUAAACGGAUCGCGAGUGUUGUAUUCACGCGACACGCGAAUACAUUCCUUCCCCUCCCCCUCCAAAACAGUCAUUUUCACGUUAAACCUACGUUUUCCACAGGAGUCGUUCACUUUCACGCGUAUCAUUCGUUGCACCCUUGUACGUUACUCGUCGCGUACACCUGCGAUUACUUACGAGAGGAACGCGAUAAUUUUCGCGAUAGAAGAUAGGAGACAGGUAACAAUCAAUGGCCACGGUAUAUAUUUAUCAUUGGGCGGAGCGCGAGGAGGAAUUAAAUUAUGCAACGCGGCAUAAUAACGGCCCGUUACAGCCUGUCACAGUCGACCCUUUUGCCAAGGCGGAGGGUGUUAUCGUACGCUCCGAUAAAAAAAAGGAAAAAUAUAAUCUAAAUGGCAUUUUCGCGUUCACCCUAAUCACAUCUCUUUAACCAAUCUCCACCAAUAUAUAUACUUUCCUAUCGCCGUUUCAAAUUUUGACAAAUCCUCCGCGAGAAGAAGUAUCCUCUACGAGUUUCUCUAAUUCCAUUCGUCAUCUCUCGAUCAAAUUCGACCGAGGCUUCUCGAAAACACGAUUCUAAUCUAUUCACAACAACCAACCGCACGCAUAAACCGCAAAUUCCCUUCUCCGAACACCCGUUUCUCUCUAGGAACGUCCCCGACACGCGUCCCCCGAAACUUUUUCUCUUUUUCCACGAGAUUCGCGCGUACGGAUCUAUUUGGGAAAGGAAGGAAGGAAAGAAAAAAAAAAGAAAGAAAGACAGAUAGAAGGGAGGAGGAGGAGGAGAGAGAGAGGGACGACGUGUAAUUAUUUUAUCCUUUCCAGCGUGUAAUUCGAGGCGGUGCUCGCGGCGAUCGAGAUGGCCGUUGCCCGGAGGGCCGUGUGCCUUGGACAAGGCGAGCCGGGGGUGCAACUGACAGCCUGAAAGACAAUUAGCCUUCUGAUACAUCCGAUGUCGCGAGCCUCGAAAGGCGGCGGAGGCGCGACAUCGGGGGAGGAGAGGGUGGGUCUGUGAUUGUUGCCGGCGAUCGAAAACACGAUUCGCCCUUCGACGCGGGUUUUCGAGCCGUAAUUGAAACGCGGUGAUUUUUGUAUCGCCGUUUCUAUUAUGGGGGAGGUGCUUUGCGGGGGAUUUAAUUUGGGAGAUUGGGGAUGAUCGGGGUUCGUUGGACGGGGUUUCUUCGAGUCGUGGUUUAUCCGAGGCGUGAUAGAAUUAACUUUCGCUUUGUUUAUUGAAUAUCUGUAAGAAGUUCCGUCAUAUGAAACUAGUUUAGAGGAUGGAGGAAAUUAUGUUCUUCGAAGCUUCUUUCUCUUUUGGCUCGAUAUUUUUGAUCGGUUGUCGAGAUGAUCGAAGGUAUUUAAGAUUAUGAAUACGCCAGAUUUUGCGAUUUGCAUUUUUUGGAAACUGCGUCUGUUAUUUGUUUGUACUUUGAAGCGAGCGAAAAAUUGGAAGAAGAGAAAGGAGAUAUUAAAAAUUAUCUUUUUACACGAUUCUUUUGAGAUAGUCUCAAAAGGAAGAAGUCGUAUCGAAAUAAACAAAAAAGCGUUUUAAAGAGCAAGAUUGCAUAUCUCUAACGAUCAUUCGUUAAUUGAAAGAAUUAUAUUCGGGAUUAUAACAGUCUAAUUUUUGCUCGCAACGAUCUUAUUAAUAACAUAUGCAUUUUAUAACAUUUAAAUUUUAAAAAUUCCACACAAUUUGUAAGCACCUGUGCGAAAUUUUCCAUUCUACUUAACACGUACAAUUUUAAAAUUCUCCCCUGAAACCAAAGGUUUCUUCAUUUUCAUCCCCCUCCCCUCCCCGGAACCAAUUGGCGAACGUUGCCAGCCGAAAUUGAACGCGCAAAUCAGGGUUGGGUAACCUGUUAACCAGACCCAAACCCGUUGCCGCAAAGGAUCGUCGCGACGCCGCCAGUCGUCGUUGCUACGUAAUCUCGCUCUAUUAGGGCGGUAUUAUUUUCCGUGGUAGACAUCAAAGAGGAUUUCCCGCGGGCUCAUUGUAUCGUGGCGAUAAUUCCUCGUUAUUAGGAGCCGGGAGAGCGUUGGUGUCUCGUGUCGGCUUACAACACCCCAAGUGGCGAAACAAAUCCUCCCGAAUUGGAGGCCGGAUGCAAAGGAGGCUGUGCGCGUUGACAAAAGAGGGGAGGGGAGAGGGGAGCUGGUCGAUCGUCGCGACUAAUCCCCGUGAAAAAUGCGACUCAGGUGAAUCCAGGUGAGGAGAUUGCGGCGAGGGAAAAUCGAAUUUUCAACGGACACCGCGUCUACACGUGCUCGAUCAAGUGUGAGUCCCUUGAUCGGAUAAAAAUAAUUAGAUAGCUCAGGGGUGGAUAUAAGUGGGGGGAUCCUGAUUCGUUGAUUAAUACGGAAGAGUAUUUUUGUCGUCGUUGAUGAUGAGAGAAGUUUUGGAGGGAUUUGAGAAAUUAAACCGGUCGCCGAUUCUUUCCAGAUGUUUGGAAAGGAACUUUAAUUUGGACUUGAGUAUAGAUUGAGAUAGAGAUAAUUAAAUAUCUCGAGAGAAUAUAUACAUGUAUGUGGAGAGUUUUAAUAGUAAUUUGUAGAUAGCUUGUUGUAAUAAAAAAUAUACAGAAUAAAUAAAAAAUAACGUAUAAAUUCUUUCAGAUUUGCUAAGUGAAUUAAUGGCAAUUCGGGCCACGUGUUUCAUACCGUGAAAGUUUCUACGAGCGAAAGCAAUCGUACGUGCCAUUUUUCAAUCGAGGGACGGGAGAUAUUCGCGCAUGUUGGGAGUCGGAGCAAAUUAAAAGGAUUCCAGGGAGCGAGUUAAUCAAGGAUCAAUAACACGGUAGACCGAGCUCGGAAUAAGACAUAAAUUCCCCUUGGUAUUUUUGCUCUCCGUUUAACCAUAAAACGCACCGUCCAUCGUCCUAUUUUAGCUAUAUAUUUUUCUCCAACCAGCGUUCCACAACGGUCCCCAAUAUCACCCUUCAGUGAUACGCCAGUAGUAAUGAAGGGUGGAAAAAGUCGAAGUAGAAGCAAAGUGAAGUUUCGUUUCUACCUACAAUAAUGAUAAUUUACCUUCGGAUCGGAUGGGUAUUAAAAUUUCUAAAUUUCAGCCAAACUGCACAAUUGAAUUCUCAAUUGAAAAUUUUUAACAAAAUCUACCAUUUUUCGAAAUUUCAAUCAAAUCGGUCGAACGAUCUGGCAAAUCAAUCUUAUUCAACGAGGCUGGCCAGGAUAUACGGAAUGGAUUUGUAUGGUCGGACAAGUGUUUUUCAGAAUUCUAUGCGAUGGUGUGAUCUCUUGAACGGCGAUCGCAGGCGAGGGACACCGCAACCCAACCAGAACUGUCCACCCGUUUCACGGAUGGAUUUUUCAAUUUAGAGGCAUCUUUGUCGCGAGGGUUGGCCAAUUCGAGCGGACAAAAGAAGCCGUAGAUCCCGGUGAAAACUGGCCCUCCCUAUCGGCUCCCUCUCCCUUUCCCCCUUCCCUCUAUCGCACGAAUAAUUCGGGGACGAGGAUGAAAAUUUCGCGACCCACGAUCCACGCCAUGGCCGAUCCUCGUGGCCACCACGGAUAAGUGGAUAUCACGAAAAUAUCCCUCGCUCUCGUUGUCGUCACUACUGAGAUUUCUCCCUUCCCCUUUAAACCGUUCGAGGCGGGCCUUUGUGUUCGACCCGAGCGUCGAACCGUGGACGUGAUCGAUUGUCCCUUUAUUGCUUGUUUUAAAUGCUUUUAAUGUUUGACAUCUCUGUCUUUCAUUUAUCGCUUUCACGAAACUAUAUCGUGUUCGAAGUGAAUGAUGAAGUUUUAGAAAUGUGUUCGUUUAAAGUUCACAGAGAUGCAGAGUAUUUUGAGCAACAAUCGAUGAGGUUUCCGAACAAUUUUAAGUUGUAAAAGUGUUCUCAAAAUUCAAAGCGAAAUCGUUCAAAUUUCGAUGUAAUUUAAUCUCGCAAUAAUUUCCAUUUUUAUUCAUCUUUAAAUAAAAUUUAAUUUCGAUAUCGA